Messenger RNA from Fusarium odoratissimum NRRL 54006, 1403 nucleotides. Its product is annotated as gluconolactonase. NCBI's taxonomy places the organism in Eukaryota, Fungi, Ascomycota, Sordariomycetes, Hypocreales, Nectriaceae. Bases 129 to 1331 code for a protein of 400 amino acids. The transcript has 6 exons. The record is from RefSeq and is a predicted model, not a curated record.
CCUCGUUAAUGCCUCGUCGCUGUCAUUUCAGGCGGAGAUGAUGAGUUCGCAGCGACCGAUUCAUUGCGCAUAUUAAAAGUGCCGCAACCAGCUGUCUCGGGUCCUGUCACACCAAGCACUCAUUCGUCAUGCCUUCUUCCAUUUCUGUACUUGCGGGGGUUCUCGUGCCUGUUUUGGGCGCGGUGGCUGCUAAGCUUCCUUCUACGGCUCAGAUUAUUGAUCAGAAGUCGUUCAAUGUCUUGAAGGAUGUGCCACCUCCUGCAGUGGCCAAUGACUCUCUGGUGUUCACUUGGCCUGGUGUAACUGAGGAGUCUCUUCUUGAGAAGCCUUUCCAUGUCUACGAUGAAGAGUUUUACGAUGUAAUUGGAAAAGACCCCUCUUUGACCCUCAUCGCAACAUCGGACACCGACCCAAUCUUCCAUGAGGCUGUCGUAUGGUAUCCUCCUACUGAAGAGGUGUUCUUUGUGCAGAAUGCUGGCGCUCCUGCCGCAGGCACUGGCCUGAACAAAUCUUCCAUCAUUCAGAAGAUUUCCCUCAAGGAGGCCGAUGCUGUUCGCAAGGGCAAGCAGGAUGAGGUCAAGGUCACAGUUGUUGACUCGAACCCUCAGGUUAUCAACCCCAAUGGUGGUACUUACUACAAGGGCAACAUCAUCUUCGCUGGUGAGGGCCAAGGCGACGAUGUUCCCUCUGCGCUGUACCUCAUGAACCCUCUCCCUCCUUACAACACCACCACCCUUCUCAACAACUACUUCGGUCGCCAGUUCAACUCCCUCAACGACGUCGGUAUCAACCCCAGGAACGGUGACCUGUACUUCACCGAUACCCUCUACGGAUAUCUCCAAGACUUCCGUCCUGUUCCUGGUCUGCGAAACCAGGUCUAUCGUUACAACUUUGACACCGGCGCUGUCACUGUUGUCGCUGAUGACUUUACCCUUCCCAACGGUAUUGGCUUUGGCCCCGACGGCAAGAAGGUUUAUGUCACCGACACUGGCAUCGCUCUCGGGUUCUACGGUCGCAACCUCUCUUCUCCCGCUUCUGUUUACUCUUUCGACGUGAACCAGGACGGUACUCUUCAGAACCGCAAGACCUUUGCUUACGUUGCCUCAUUCAUCCCCGAUGGUGUCCACACUGACUCCAAGGGUCGUGUUUAUGCUGGCUGCGGUGACGGUGUCCAUGUCUGGAACCCAUCUGGCAAGCUCAUCGGCAAGAUCUACACCGGAACUGUUGCUGCUAACUUCCAGUUCGCUGGUAAGGGAAGGAUGAUCAUUACUGGACAGACGAAGUUGUUCUAUGUCACUCUAGGGGCUUCGGGUCCCAAGCUCUAUGAUUAGAAAUGUUCACUUCUCUAUACUUACAUAGAUAAUACAUGGCAUUUGACUUUUGUCGCAUCAUUUCAAGUAGCG